Molecule: messenger RNA, 975 nt
Organism: Amorphotheca resinae ATCC 22711
Lineage: Eukaryota; Fungi; Ascomycota; Leotiomycetes; Helotiales; Amorphothecaceae
Exons: 5
Coding region: 1-975 (324 amino acids)
Molecular function (GO): metal ion binding; lactoylglutathione lyase activity
Source: RefSeq, a predicted model, not a curated record
AUGGCGACCGAUUUGAAGACCUACAAGUUUAACCACUCAAUGAUUCGGGUGAAGGACCCCAAGAGGUCUGUCGAAUUCUAUGAGCACCUCGGCAUGAAAAUGAUUAGGAAGAUUGAACAGCCCGAAGCCAAGUUCGAUCUUUACUUCAUGGGCUACGACUCUCCCAAAGCUGUCUCCCACGCCAACCACUGGAGUGAUCGCGAGGGCCUCAUCGAAUUGACGCAUAACUAUGGAACGGAGAAUGAUCCCGAUUACAAAGUCAAUACUGGCAAUGCUGAACCAUACAAGGGUUUUGGACAUACCUGCAUUAGCGUGGACAACAUCCAAGCGGCCUGCCAGAGAAUCGAGGACGCGGGUUACAAAUUCCAGAAGAAGUUGACCGAUGGGCGCAUGAGAAGCAUCGCCUUCGUACUUGACCCUGAUGGAUACUGGGUCGAGAUUAUUGGCCAGAAUCCCGUUGAGAAGACUGAGAGCAUCAAGACAACAGACGUGCAGACGUACCGAAUGAACCACACCAUGAUUCGAGUCAAGGAUCCCGAGAAGUCAUUGAAAUUUUACCAAGAAGUUAUUGGCAUGUCAUUGAUCAGAACGAGCGAGAACAAGGACGCAAACUUCAAUCUCUAUUUCCUCGGUUAUCCAGGAGACAAGGGAGCUGCUCCCACCGCAUCUGCAAAUGGCGUAAACCCUACAGCGGAUCGCGAAGGUCUUUUGGAAUUGACAUGGAACUAUGGCACUGAGAAGGACGCAAACUUCAAAUACCACAACGGCAACGACCAGCCCCAAGGAUUUGGACACAUCUGUAUCUCCGUUGACGACCUCGAUGCAGCAUGCAAGCGCUUCGAAGAUCUGGGAGUCAACUGGAAGAAGAGACUUACAGAUGGCCGAAUGAAGAACGUUGCAUUUGUGUUGGAUCCAGACAAUUACUGGAUCGAGGUCAUCCAAAAUGAGAAAUUGAAGGGAAGAGCAAACUGGUAG